AUGUUUUUUCAUAACAAAACUUUGCCAAAUAGUAUCUGGGUUCAAAAGUUUCAGAUUGCAUGUAAGCACUAUGAAAUAAAGUUAAAAAAGACAGCUUCUUGUGGGUUUGGCUCUCCAGUAGAUGUUUAUGAAGCUAUCGAACAAUACUAA
This is a messenger RNA of Dentiscutata heterogama, 150 nucleotides long. The record is from the annotation of a GenBank genome assembly. Lineage: Eukaryota; Fungi; Glomeromycota; Glomeromycetes; Diversisporales; Gigasporaceae.